AUGAUCAAAGUGAACCCUAACUUCCAAUCCUCCCAGGACGAACCACGCUUCAUCCUGCGAACCCGUGAUUAUCCUUUAAGACGAGGUUUCUAUGCCGUCUACGUCUUCCAGUAUGCCGAUGGUUCCAAGUGCGCCGUACAGCUGCCGAUUUUCAUGCCCAGUUCGACCGAAGAAGAACGUGAGGCUAUCACGACCACGGUCGAAAGGGAAACAUUCACACUGGAAUAUCUCGAGGACAGAGGAUUCCCUUGGUCCCCGCGACCCAUUACCUACUCAGUUCGAUUCGACAAUCCUGUGAAGUUCCCAUACAUGCUACUGAGCUGGUUUGAUGGGAAGCCGAUGCAAUGGGAGGACGAGAUCCCGGCAUCUUUGGACGUUCGUGAGAAAGUCUCCAAACAACUCGCCCAUAUCAUGGUUGAUCUGGCCCUAGCGACCGAGCAGCACCGUAACCCAAACUUGCCCUCCUUAGCGGCAUUCGGCUAA
Molecule: messenger RNA, 483 nt
Organism: Penicillium maclennaniae
Lineage: Eukaryota; Fungi; Ascomycota; Eurotiomycetes; Eurotiales; Aspergillaceae
Exons: 2
Coding region: 1-483 (160 amino acids)
Source: RefSeq, a predicted model, not a curated record